Molecule: messenger RNA, 2774 nt
Organism: Tyto alba (common barn owl)
Lineage: Eukaryota; Metazoa; Chordata; Aves; Strigiformes; Tytonidae
Gene: YIPF6
Product: Yip1 domain family member 6
Exons: 7
Coding region: 91-783 (230 amino acids)
Biological process (GO): endoplasmic reticulum to Golgi vesicle-mediated transport
Cellular component (GO): membrane; trans-Golgi network
Source: RefSeq, a predicted model, not a curated record
UUGCCAUGGACGCCCUGGCGGCGCAUGACGCGGCGGCGGCGCGCGGGGUGAUGACGUCCGCGUGGCCUCCACGUCGUCUGGGCAGCCAAGAUGGCGGCGGCGGAGGGGAGCGGUGCCGGGGGGCCGUUGUUUGCAGGUCUUGCAGAUGUGUCAAUAUCUGAAGAUAUUCCAGUGGAAGGGGAGAUUACUGUUCCUGUCGGAUCUCACUCUCCUGAUGAAGAUUACUCUACACUGGAUGAGCCUGUUAGGGAUACUAUUAUGAGAGAUCUGAAGGCUGUUGGGAAGAAAUUUGUCCAUGUCAUGUAUCCAAAGAAGAGCAGUGCACUCCUCAGAGACUGGGAUCUUUGGGGCCCUUUGGUGCUUUGUGUCUCACUUGCACUGAUGCUUCAGGGUGGAUCAGCAGAUAGUAAAGAUGAUGGAGGGCCCCAAUUUGCUGAGGUCUUUGUCAUCAUCUGGUUUGGUGCAGUUGUCAUCACACUAAACUCAAAGCUUCUCGGAGGAACUAUAUCCUUUUUUCAGAGCCUGUGCGUUCUGGGUUACUGUGUCCUGCCCCUGACAGUAGCAAUGCUGGUGUGCAGACUGGUGCUGCUGGCAGGUUCUGGGACUGUCAGCUUCAUUAUACGUCUUAUUGUAGUAGUAGCUAUGUUUGGUUGGUCAACAUUAGCAUCUACAGCUUUCCUGGCAGACAGUCAGCCUCCGAACCGCAAAGCUCUUGUUGUCUACCCCAUCUUCCUCUUCUACUUUGUUAUCAGCUGGAUGAUUCUCACCUUCACACCUCAGUGAUCUCCAAUCGGAAGAGACUGUGUAAUACGGACUGGGAGUUUUUUCCAUGAACACUGCAGUUAAUCAUUGGCUUUAUCUCUCUCUAAUUUAUAUAUAUAGUUAUUGUAAAAAGGCAGGUUAUGGGAUAAAGCCAGAGAACUGCAAAAAUUGGUCAUUUGUGUGUCCCUCUUUUUGAAAGAUACAGAGGUCCAGCUGCUGAGGGGUUUUUUAUUUAGCCCUGCUCUUUAGUUUUGUUAAAUAAGAAAUGCCCAGUGUGAUAGGGAUUAUUCUAUCUGAGGAAUAGAGCAGGAGACUCUGGAAUUUCAAGACACUGGGUAGAUGAAGGUGAAGUUACAGGAUCACACGACUUGCCAGAAUUCUUGCUUGUGCUUGGAUUCUCACUGAAGAUGAAUAUGCCUUAUGAAAUAAUAGAACUUAAUUGCUGUUAUGUGUUAGGGAAGAAAUGUUGUUGACUCCUUUUUCAUUCACUUAGAAUGGUAAAAUGUAUAUAAAGUGCAUCAUAAGACUGUGAGCUUUCACUUUAAAAUUAGAUUUUAAUGAAAAAUAAGUUGGGUCCAUUUUGCAGUUAAUUGGAGCUGGGUGGAAGGGAACUGCCUUUGCUCACACUCCUGUAUUGCAUAUUUGUUUCAUCCCUUCAUAUGUCAAGAAAGAGUGUUUCAGCCAAAUGCCUUCAACACCAUAGUUACACUGACUAAUCCAUGUAUCUCAUGAGAGGGAGUGUGUUUACACUGGAUAGUUACAGAUCAUUCCAUGUGACCAUAGAUUAGAGAGUUAGAAGUCAUGGAGAAACAGUCACAACUGGUUUGCAACAGGGGCUUAGCUAUCACUCUGCAUAUUGAGAAUGGAAAGUUGUCUGGAGAGUACCAAGGAAAGUGUAUAUAUAUGUUUUUUUAAAAAAAAAAAAAAAGGUUGUUUGAAGUGAGUUGUGGUUUUGAGGUUUUGAUAUGCAGGAUGCUUGGGUGCUAACGUACCCCACCAGGACUUGUGCCCAAAAGUUUUAAAAUGGGUCGGAGGAGGGAAAAUAAAUCAUGAUGAAGGUGGUGGCUGUUAUGAAGUAGGAAUGAAUUCCGGUCUUAAUUGCUUGUAUGUGACUUUCAUUUACCUGGACAGCAUUUCAACAUAAUGCAUACAAAUUAGCAUACUGUUUCUCUGUACUUAUAAUGAGAUGUGAGAACCUUUUCUAUAGUGUGGGGUUUUUUGUUUUUUUUUUUAUUUUUUUUUGGGGUUUUUUUGUUUUUUUUUUUGUUUGUUUGUUUGUUUGUUUUUUUUUUUUGUUUUGUUUUUUCUUUUUUUCUUAAUACUUUCGUAAAAGAGGAGGAGGCUUUCUCCUCCAAUUCCCUGUAGGUGCACUUAUGUACCUUGCCUGGAAAACCAUAUACAGGUGUACAAGUGUGUAAUUUAUAUUUCAGCAUGGGGAUUGCAACCUGUAGAAUUGCUUUUUGAAAACUGUACAGAAACUAUUUAUGUUGCCCCUUAUUUUCAGUAAGCAAUUCAAGGGGGGAGCUUUGUAACAUCUGGAGGUGAAAAAGCUGCUGUUAAAAUGUCACUUUUCCUGGAAAUGAGCAUCAUAUUUCCUUUUUCCUGUAGUAAUGCAGAUAGAUCUGAAGUUGAUGUAUGUGGGUCCUGCUGAGGUGUAAAUACACCUAAUUUAUAUUUAUAUAUAAGUGCAGUUUCUGCUAUAAACACUAUAAGUAUUUGAUAGUUGGGAUGGAAAUUUCUAAAUAUGCUAAUUAAAAGUACAUUUUUGCAUUUCUGGGACUGUGGAGAAGUCGGGAAGGAAAAAUGAGUUGCUCUCAGCAGGGACCCCGCUUUGCUGCGGAACAGUCGUUACUGACGAGUACGUGUGAAGCUGAUGGCUGUUCUUGCUCCCUGCCUUGCGCCUCCGUCCGUGGCUGUUCCAAGGUGCUGCAAGAGGAGCUGCAGCAUUUUGUAGACAUGGGUAUACCAUGGAAAUGGACAGUUUUUAAACUUCCAUUAAAUUAUGACUGGUA